Molecule: messenger RNA, 2174 nt
Organism: Paralichthys olivaceus (Japanese flounder)
Lineage: Eukaryota; Metazoa; Chordata; Actinopteri; Pleuronectiformes; Paralichthyidae
Source: RefSeq, a predicted model, not a curated record
GUCUCGCUCAAGGACAGUUUGACAUGUGGAAGACUGGGAUCUGUCUGUUUACCUGUCUGUCUGUUAAUGUCUUUAUAUACAGUCAGUGAUGUUCUUUAUAUACAGUCAUUAUAUACAUCUCUUCUCCAGGUGACCAUGUCGGUGCUUGACUCCGCCCCCAGCAGUGGUGACCCCUGCCUCAGUAUCGUUCACAGCCUCAUGUGUCACCGACAGGGUGGAGAGAAUGAGGGCUUCGCUAAGCGGGCGAUCGAGAGCUUGGUGAAGAAGCUGAAAGAGAAAAAAGACGAGCUGGACUCGCUCGUCACCGCGGUUACCACCAACGGCGUCCAUCCCAGCAAGUGUGUGACCAUCCAGAGGACGCUGGAUGGACGCCUGCAGGUAGCAGGUAGAAAGGGUUUCCCUCAUGUGAUCUACACUCGUCUGUGGCGUUGGCCCGACCUCCAUAAGAACGAACUCAAACACAUGAAGUUCUGUCAGUUUGCGUUUGACCUGAAGUACGACAGUGUGUGUGUGAACCCCUAUCACUACGAGAGGGUGGCGUCUCCCACCACCGCAGGUAGACACUCACCUGUCUCACCUCAUGCACAGGGUCCUCACACUCUGAUAAAGGAGGAGUUCAUUCAGGACUGUCUGAAGAUUGAGCUGCCCCCCCACUCUGACCCCUACAACCAGCCCCGUCCUGUCAACAUGUAUCCCAGCAUGCCACUGUCACCUCCAGGCAGCAGCUCCAUGUGUGGUAGAAGAGGCAUUAGUGGGGAGGUAGGGGCUGUGGGUGUUGGCGGUGAGGGCCCGGGAGGCCUUCAGAUUGACCUGUCUCAGAGCCAGGGGGGUCGGGCCUCGCCACCUAAAUGGAAUCCUCCGAUCACCCCUCAGCCUCCUCACCUGUCCACUCCAACCACAACACACCAGCAGAGCCCAGAGUACAGCAACCCUUCUAAUACAACCACCUGGACAGGUAAUGACUUCGCCCGCUACAGUGAUGUAGGACCUCUACAGAGUAGGCGGAGCCACCAGCAGCCUCCAUUACAUCAUUCUCAUCACUCCCCUAAUACUUGCUUCUGGUCUCAGCAUCACAGCACCACUCCGUAUCCACAACCUGUGUCCAACCACCCCGGUCCAGAGUUCUGGUGUUCGAUCUCUUACUUUGAGUUGGACAUCCAGGUUGGAGAGAUUUUUAAGGUCCAGUCCAGCUAUCCCCUGGUGACUGUGGAUGGAUACGUGGAUCCCUCAGGAGGAGAUCGUUUCUGUCUGGGACAGCUGAGCAACGUCCAUCGCAGUGCCACCAGCCACCGUGCUAGGCUUCACAUCGGUCGAGGAGUUCAGCUGGAGUGUCGGGGGGAGGGAGAUGUCUGGAUGCGUUGCCUUAGCGACCACUCUGUGUUCAUUCAGAGUUACUACCUGGAUUGUGAGGCCAGCGGAGCACCUGGAGACAGAGUUCGUAAGAUCUACCCGGGAGCUUGUAUUAAGGUAUUCGACUUGCGGCAGUGCCACAGACAGAUGCAGCGGCAAGCAGCAGCAGCUCAGGCCACUGUGCUUAUUGGUUCGAUUCCCGGCCCGAACAGUGUUGGAGGAGUCGCCCCUGCUGUCGGUGUGUGUACACCGGCAGGUCUGGGUGUGGACGACCUGCGCAGGUUGUGUAUCGUGCGUCUGAGCUUCGUUAAAGGUUGGGGGUGUGACUACCCACGACAGAGCAUCAAAGACACCCCCUGCUGGCUGGAGGUUCACCUAUACCGGGCCCUGCAGCUGCUUGACCAGGUGCUGCACAUGUUGCCGCCACAAGAGCAUGUGCUCUGACACCCCGCAACAGGUGUGUGUGAGAUGUUUCUAUAAGCCCUGCCCACCUCAUGCUCCUACACACAGUUGUAAACAACACUCCAUUGCUCAUCGGUCGGCUUCAGACAAUCAACCAACAGCAGCACCUUAUUCCUCCUGUCAAUCAAAUAAGUUUCCAUGGAUACCAGUCACAUAUUAAAAGGUCAGUCCACUGAAUAACAGAACAUAAAGAUUUCCUGUUGUAGAACCAGAGCCAGAAGUGGAGCCUGUACUACAGAGAGAGUUCUACAUAUCCAGGAUCUCUUUAUUCAGCUGAACUUAACUUAAUGACACAGUCAGGCUCAGUGGUCACAUGAUGCUGGUUAUCAACUCAUUAAGUUAACUCAGGUUUUACUGUAGAG